AUGGAGCCCUCCCAUAAGUUGAGAAGCGUUCACACUAUAUACGAGGCUCAUCUUUCCUCUACCUCACUCAUGAAGGUUUCUGUGCCUGGUGCAUGCAAGAGAGACCUAGGCGAAGCGUUGGCCGUGGAAGACAGAAGAUAUAGUGAAGAUGCAAUAAUGACAACCAGGGAUGACGAGGCACGACUGGUUCCAGAGUUUCUGAUGUUUCAGCUCACAGAACUGCUCCAUGAUUCAUUCGUCAUGAAGUUGAGGAAGUUACUUGUUCUUCAAUACACCAUCAUUAUUGACCUCACUCCUAUUAUUAUGGCCCAGAUUGGACCGGCUGACCGGACUCAAUUGAUGUGCUUAGAGGUGGCAAGACUCCGUGGUAGGACCAUGAUUCAGGUUCAUCAUUCCGAGGCUGUGAGCAAAUAUAGAAAGAGAGUAGUAGACGAAGAAUGGCCAGCUACAGUCAUGUUCAUGGCCCAAUACGGGCAAGGCCAAGGUCGCUGGGGGCCACCUUUCUGGGUGUGGUUCCAUGAUCCGGUGAACUGCAAAGCAGGGGGGCAGUUAGGGAGAUAUCGAGAAUUUUAUGACAGUCCCUCGUACCCGCAAGCAAUAGCUAUUGGAGACUGUUAUAUUGAGAAGACGGAAUGUUCCACGAGCCGGUUAUUUUCGUGCACACUGGCCCAACGAAUUGUCCGCUGCCGGCUUCUGCCUUCGUAUGAACGACUAGCAGCAGGAGCCCACGAACCAUUCAAAGUUCUGAACAAGGACCUGAGUUUCGAGUUUGAAAACUUGUGCUUUCGAUGUAAGCUGACCGCAGGCAUGCUCUCUAAUUCUCCAAUUUCGAUCGAUCGAGCAACAGACUUCAUCACCCAGCAAAGGGCGGCGUGCUUCCGGCAUUUCUUAGUUUAUAGGCCCAGUGUCAUAAGGGCGUCGGUGACACACAGGCUCAAGAUUGACACAUUCCAAGGCUUCAUAUCGAGUCUUCUGAAGAGACAUCACGAGGUCCUGUGUCAAAGCCCGUUCCCUUUAUUUAGAACGGUGACCACGCUACCGAGCAGUGACUACACCGAUGACUUAGCCAGUGCACUGAAUCAUCGAGUGGGAGAUGGCACCCUUUUCUAUUGGUGUAUGCGUAGCUGUCUUCAUUGCGCCAGCUUCAAUAUCAUUGGGAACCGCAUCUCAAUCAUACCAGAUUUUUUCAUCCCAAAUAUCGCGUCGUGCACGUCCCGCAGGAGCGACCGUAGGACGCCACUUCUGCCAGUUCAUUAUGUGAGUGCCGUAAAGAAGCGGCUUCUUUUCCAGGUCCCGGAUGGCAACUCUGAUAACAAAGCUUCUGUGCUGAGUAUGCCAGAGCCACAAGACAGUAUUCAGCUGCAAGGCAGCCGAGCAGUAUGUAAUGUUUCUGGAGUUGAGACGGAUAGGAAGCACGAGGCCUGGAUGAUGCUCUGGGAAGGAUUGGGAAGGAGAAGAGGAGAGAGAGAAGAGGCUUUUUAUGUCCGCUUGAGAGGCAGUGACGCUGAUGCGGGAAUGUGA
Messenger RNA from Aspergillus niger, 1521 nucleotides. RefSeq lists its product as hypothetical. NCBI's taxonomy places the organism in Eukaryota, Fungi, Ascomycota, Eurotiomycetes, Eurotiales, Aspergillaceae. The record is from RefSeq and is a predicted model, not a curated record. The transcript has 9 exons. The coding region runs from base 1 to 1521 and encodes 506 amino acids.